AAACCGAGGCUAUAUAAAAGAAAAAUGGCCAUGUCUAUGCUCCUUAAGCUUAUAUGGUCCCUAUCUUCACUUUCCUUUCUAUACCUGAUAAUUCAAGUUCCUAAAAAUGGGCUGUUGCAUUAGCAAAUGCAAACCCAAGAAAAAUUCCAUACAAGACAUCAAUCUUGUUCAAGACAAGCUUGUCAUAAUCUCACAACCUCCCAAAAACCCUAAAACUCCAAUUAGUAUUCCUACAUCCAAUAAAAUUACCCCAAUUAUAUCUCCUCCUUCACCUACUACUUCUUCUACUUCUUCUAUUUCUUCUUUUACUUGUACUAAUAAUUCUAGUAACGGUAUUAGUACCAGUACUAUUAGCUCAUCUUCAUCAACCUCUAGUGGAUCCUCAUCAUCGAUCUCAACCUUGAAAGAUCGAUCAUUUUCCAACGAGUUUUUAUGGUCGUGCAUCAAGGAAAACCCACACGUUAUUCGUAUUAAUUCGAUUAAGGAAUGUUCUCAAUUCCUCACUCCUCCUAAUGUACAUUCGAGAAAAUUGGAGUCUCCGGUGAAAAAUUAUUCAAUCCCACAAAAAUUAAAUAAAUCUACACCGCAGAAGAGAAUUCGUUCAGACUCACCAACUCCACUGAAUCGACAAAAGAGCUUUCGCAGAGAAGCAGAAAGAAUUAAUUCUUUGCAUUCUUUACCUUUGAAGUCGCCAUCUGCUAGCAGGCGGUUUAAUGGAAGAGGGUUUUCGAUAAAAGAAAAUGGUUCGAAACCCAUGGUUAGUAAUUGUAAGGUAAAUGAUUAUUCUGUUUCUUCUUUAUCUUCAAGAAAGGAGAAUCACCGUAAUCCUCGUUCUUGUUUGAAGAAUAAUAGACAGACUUGCAUUCAUCGAAUAAGUUCGAAAAUCAAUGAAGUUGCAGUUCAACAAGCUUUAGCUCAGCAUGAUAGUGAGUCAGUUCCUAUGGAGGAAGAUAUUGAUAAUCCUCUUAUUUCUUUGGAUUGCUUUAUAUUCCUGUAAAAAUAAGUUAACUAAUUAAUUGUGUGCAUGCAUUUUUAACAUGGCGAGUUGUGCAAAAUUCAGAUUUUUCUUCUUCUUUUUUGUUUAUUCCGAUGUUUAUUCAUUUAUUAGAAAAUUCAUGAAUAGGUUAAAAAUUAUCAACUGGAUCACAUUUCUGUAGUGAUCACA
Molecule: messenger RNA, 1165 nt
Organism: Jatropha curcas
Lineage: Eukaryota; Viridiplantae; Streptophyta; Magnoliopsida; Malpighiales; Euphorbiaceae
Source: RefSeq, a predicted model, not a curated record